AAACCCGAUGUAGUAACAUGCAGUUGUUUCAGUCUACCGGUGAACUCUGGCUGAGCUGUUAAAACAUUCAUUUUGAGUGCUAAGCUUUUAGUGAUCCUGUGAACUUGGAAAUCAAAGAAAUCAGUUUAACACAAAGCUGCAACACUUCAAUUGAAAAUUGAGAUUUGAAGAGGAGAAUGUGAAUUCUCUGCUACAAAAUGGUACUAGGUGCACAAACCAUCGAAGAACACAAACAGAAUGGUGACUUUGGAAAGAACAAUUCCCAAUUAUUUGGGCCUUCCUCAAUUGAAAAUGAUCACAUCACCAGCUCUCCGUCCCCAACAACAAUGAUUGUCGACCUGGAGGAUGUCGACAGCACAACAAAUCGCCCCCACAACCACCGCAGGGAAGUGACUCCGGUUUAUAAAGAAGUUGUCAUUGUGGGGAACGGCCCGUCAGCUAUCACGCUGUCCUAUUUCCUGGCUGGCAAUUGUCCUUACUACAAUGGACUUGGAGAAAGUGUAAACGAUAUGCUUCACUGCAGACUUGUCGCAGACUCGAAAACCUCUCCAACUGGAAAUCGUAGUUUGGUUGAACAAGACCUCACAUUUCUUGCUCAGGGCUUGGAAGGAAGAUCAUCAAAUCCAAUUGCCUUACUAUUUGACACUCUAAAUCAUCCUCAAGCCGACACCGGACUUGAACUGCCAUCGCUCCUAGAUUGGAAACACAGAUCCGAAUAUGAGAUUGACCACGUCGUCAUCGGGAAAGGCCCGGCGCCUGGUGGGGCUUGGCAGUCCAUGGAAGGCGACGUCCUGACCAUAAGUCGUGGGUGUUGGAUGGAGCUUCCUCAAAUCAAUUUCAGAGAGUGGGAACGAAUGCAACAGUCGCGAUUUCAAAGGGAGUCAAGGGCAACGGUAGCAUCGGUGGCGCAAUAUUACUGCGACUACGUUGCGGCCCAUGACCUUCAAAAAUAUUUUCGCAACUCAUCCGUCAUUACUGAGGUGACGGUGUGUCAGUCAAAAAGUCUUCCAGAGCAUUGUGAUAACAUUCCUCCAGAUUUGAUAAGUGGGGAUGAAGAUGAAGAUCGAAACUUCAGGAGACACACGAUCAGUGAGAUUCCUGUUGGCAAAGCUAUACGAAAACGCAAUCAGAAUUUGUGGACUGUCAAAGGAUAUGACAAGACGAAUAAUGGGAUACAACCAUUUACAUACGUGACAAAAAAUCUUUGUCUGGCCACAGGGACCACCGACCUCCCAAAUAUACUCAACGUCCAAGGAGAAAAUCUUCCAUUUGUUUUGCAUUCCUUGAAUGAACUCGAGAGUCUCAUCAAUUCGGGGGAGUUGAGUGAAUCUUCAGACCCGGUGAUGAUAAUCGGAGCUGGCCUAAGUGCCGCCGACGCAAUUAUUGCCACCCGAUUCCAUUCUAUUCCAGUGGUCCAUUGUUAUCGUAGAAAUGUGGACGAUAAGAAUUUAAUUUUCAAGCACCUUCCCGUCAACAUGUAUCCCGAGUAUCACAAAAUAUAUCAGAUGAUGCAGUACCCAUCGGGUUAUGAAGGAUAUAAAGUUUUUGAACAACAUGUUGUGGCGGAUAUCCUCCCAGACAGAAGGGUAAAAUUGGUUGGACCGAGCUCAUGUCGCAUUCUAAGGGUUUCAGCUGUCGUUGUCUGUAUUGGCUCUCAUCCUGAUUUGUCAUUCCUCGGAGACAUUCAGUACGACAUAGGAAUUCACCCUGGAAUGAGAAUAGAUUGCAAGAGGAACCCUCUUGCAAUAAAUUUUGCAACUCAUGAGAGUGUUCGUCAGCCUGGCUUGUUUGGGUUGGGACCGUUGGUCGGAGAAAAUUUUGUUAGAUACGUACAAGGCGGAGCACUUGCCGUUUCCAAUCAUCUAUUAAAACAGAAGAAGGAGGAAGUGGAAAGAAAAUAAAAAUAAUCAUCAUCGCAGAGUGGUACUUAAAUAUGCUGACAACCAAAUCAAUCAAUUCCCAUUGCUGUUAUCCGGUAAAAAAAGAUUCUUAAAAGCAACCAGACAAAGGAACGGAAGGGAUGUUAAUAACAUCAUGUUAUCUCCAAAAAAAUGUAUUAGCAAAACAUUUACUUAUCUAUCAUGCACGAUGUAUAACUUAGCGAUUAAGUGUAAGUAGUACUGGUAUCAGCACAAAUUCACACGUUGUACCUUACAGAAAAUAUAGUCUGCCAAGUUACAUAUAGUUCUCUAGAUGCAAAAUAUAAAUUUAUACGUGAACUAUUGCAUUGUAGACUGCACAAUAAAUAAUUUAACCUGUAAAUGUACCUGUAAAGCUACUCUACAGACUUUUUCAAAACAAAUACCUGCAGUCAAAUAAUAUUACUGGGUUUGGGUACAGCUAAUUGUAAUUCGUUUUUAGAAAUAUGUACAUAGUCGUGAAUAUAAAUACAUGUAUAAAUACACACAUACAUCUACUAGCUAGUCAAUAUAUUUCGAACUAUGUACAUACAUAUGUAUAGCCGUGCACGGAUGUGUAACCAUAUUAUCUAUGUGUACAUUUAUAUUCAUUCCUUGCUAUAAUUUUAAAUAUAUCUGCAGUAUUAUAUAAUAUGCUGCUUGCUUCGUUUUCAGGACUGUUUAUAUUACAUACACAUUAAUAUGUGCCUAUACUUCCAUU
Molecule: messenger RNA, 2619 nt
Organism: Folsomia candida
Lineage: Eukaryota; Metazoa; Arthropoda; Collembola; Entomobryomorpha; Isotomidae
Product: oxidative stress-induced growth inhibitor 1
Exons: 12
Coding region: 198-1901 (567 amino acids)
Source: RefSeq, a predicted model, not a curated record